Aspergillus costaricaensis CBS 115574 is the source of this 506-nucleotide messenger RNA. RefSeq lists its product as uncharacterized. Lineage: Eukaryota; Fungi; Ascomycota; Eurotiomycetes; Eurotiales; Aspergillaceae. The record is from RefSeq and is a predicted model, not a curated record. The transcript has a single exon. Bases 88 to 423 code for a protein of 111 amino acids.
UGAUUUGCUGUAAAUAAGCUAAGCUGAGCUAAACCAGGCUAUCAUUGAUAACUUUGGGUUCAGGUAUUGGUUUGGGGGGAACUUCUCAUGACUUAUCAAAUGUACGCUCACAUGCAUGCAUGCAUCCCACGCGCACACACAUAUGCACGGGCGUGCAUAAUCAAUUUGUCAUGCAUAUUGGCUACUACAGGCACUUACCUCUUAUCUAUCUACCUACCUAGUCUCUUCUCUACUGUUUCCUUACUGCCCCCCUCAUCAUUUAUAUUCCAACUAACAUGCUAUGCUUGUGUUUGUCAGCACCUCUUUGCUUUUCCUCUUCUCAUUGCAUCCCCCCCUCUUGUUAUAUCUCAUCCCGAUGACUAUGUUCUCCCCUUGAAUGACUACUCCGAAAUCUCAUUAAUAUAUGCUAUUCCACCUACCUAACUGCCUAUUUGCUUGUUGGUUUGUCUGUUUGUCUAUGUGGUUGUUCACUACCUUUCACUAUGGAUUUGGGGCAUACCAGCCCA